Prorocentrum cordatum is the source of this 1737-nucleotide messenger RNA. The record is from the annotation of a GenBank genome assembly. NCBI's taxonomy places the organism in Eukaryota, Dinophyceae, Prorocentrales, Prorocentraceae.
AUGCUGGAAUGGAGCUCCGAGGGCAUGGCAAGUACGCGCCGCGCUGACGGCACGCUGCGGUGCGCGACCACACACCUCACAGUUUUCGGGGCCAUACUGAAGGGCUUCGUGAGCUCGCUCGAGUGUAGCCAGGCCAGCCUGCUGUCAGCAGAGUCCUACGUGGAGUUGUGGACUGGCGGCUGGUUGGACUCCGCGGGCUCGGUGUUGCUGCAGUGUGUGAUGUUGUUGUACAUCGCCAUGCUGUUGACCGCGCACGCGUGCGACGUCAGGGACGAGCGGGCGGGCCGCUGGGGCACGAGGGAGUUCGUCGUUCCCGAGCUCGCGCGGGAACCCGUCGCCUGCCCGACGACGCGGGCGGACGGAUACCACACCGAGACGACGGGCGCGCCCCCGGUGACCCUGCUCGGUGCCGAGCGCGCAAACGUCACGGAGGUUCUGCGCAAGCAUUUCUGUUUGGAAAGUUCGAGCUGCAGCGCCGUGGGUGCCGAGGACCGCGCCGCGGCGGGCGCGCCUCGGACAGUUCCGCGCGGCGCCGAUCACACGCCCGUUACGGAGGCGUUGCGCAAGGAGUUCUGCAAGAAAAGGUCAGACGGCAGCGUCGCGAGCAGUCAGAGCAGUCAAUGCCACGCGGUGGCAGCUACAUCGUCAAGGGCCAGCUAUACAACCGCCGUGGGGUCGUUGCAGUCUGCCCGCCAGGCGGUCCAGCAGGACACAAAGGCGUCUUGCGAGGAGCUGUUGCAGGGCGCGCUCUUGGAAGUCGUCAGCAUCGUCACCAAGUGCGUCGACGGCAUCCGGCAAACCGUCGAGGUGUUUGUCAGUUUCGUGUGGGAACUUCUCAGGGGCAACUUCGGCCUCAAGGAUCUGGCCAAAACGCUGGCCGAGUGGAACGCGACGAAUCGGGUGUGCGCGUCUCUGCUCAUGCACCCCAGAGAUGUGGACUUCCUGCUCAGCCCAGAGGUCCAGAAGGAGCUGGAGCCCCCGGCGCCGGGCGAGCUGGACAGUGAGGGCGCUGCGCUGCGCACCCUCGCUGGCUCCGCUGCCGAGGGCGGCGUCGCCGAGGCCAAACGGCGGCACGACAUGCUGGCCGAGAUGGUCGGCAGGGUGCGGGCGGCCCGUGAGAGCGCGCUGCGGCGUCGCCGCUCGCGGUGCCACGCGGCUCGCACGUUGAUGCUAUCGUUCCUGAUCAACUGUCCCGUCGGGGCGGUCUUUGUGCGAAGCAUCAUCAUGAGGAGAUCCAUGAGGGUACUGCUGCUCGGCUGCGAGCUGACGGGGGCCGUGAUGAUCGCUACGUUCUUCUUCGCGAGUACGGGGGGGGCUCUGGCGAAGGACUCGCCCGAGGAGUGCAACGCGGAGUGUGACGACCGUGACGACGAUUGCAUGUGGCAGGCGCUUGGAAAGUUGAUCGCAGUCGGUAUGGUCUCUGCGCUCUUGGCGAGCAUCCCUCUAUCCAUCAUCAAACUGGCGCACCAGCGUCACUUCGUGCGAGUUCCAACGGAGGGAUGUCGAGAGUGGGAGCUGCAGCUAGGGAGAUGGCGCAGGCGGGACGCCCUCGUCUACGUGCUGGGCACGCUGUACAGCCUCUUCGCCAUAAACUACGUCGCCCUCUUCUUCGCAAACGUCUCCUCCAAUGACCACCUGGAUCUGAUCAGCUCUGCUGGCGUCUCCUUCGCGCAGGGGCACCUCCUCUUCCCACUGCUGUGGGCUUUCGUGGUAACCAGCCUGGCACUGUGCGUGUGA